Monodelphis domestica (gray short-tailed opossum) is the source of this 1065-nucleotide messenger RNA. NCBI's taxonomy places the organism in Eukaryota, Metazoa, Chordata, Mammalia, Didelphimorphia, Didelphidae. The record is from RefSeq and is a predicted model, not a curated record.
UCCUUGAAACAAACCUGAAAGAUCCUUCCACUGACACCAUGGUCAACUCUUGUUGUGGCUCCGUCUGCUCUGACCUGAGCUGUGGCCAGGACCUCUGUCAAGAGACCUGCUGUGCUCCCAGCUGUUGCAGACCAAACUGCUGCCAGUCUGUGUGCUGCCAACCAAGCUGCUGCCAAACUACUUGCUGCCGCCCAACUUGCUGUGUGUCCAGCUGCUGCCAGCCCUGCUGCCGCCCCACUUGUUGUCGGCCAGCCUGUUGCCAGACCACUUGCUGCCGCCCCAGCUGCUGCCGCCCCAGCUGCUGCAGACCAAGGUGCUGCCACUCUGUUUGCUGCCAACCUACUUGCUGCCGCCCUUCCUGCUGCCAGACCACUUGUUGCCACACAACUUGCUGUCGCCCCAGCUGCUGUGUGUCCAGCUGCUGCCGCCCCAGCUGCUGUGUGACUAGCUGCUGCCGCCCUUGCUGCCGCCCCAGCUGCUGUGUGUCCAGCUGCUGCCGCCCCAGCUGCUGUGGGUCCAGCUGCUGCCAGCCCUGUUGCAGACCUACUUGCUGCCAGACCACCUGCUGUAGAACCACCUGUUGCCACCCAGCCUGCUGUGGCUCCUCCUGUUGCUGAACCCCCAGCCCUCUAGCCAUCUUGCCAUCAGUUGUGGCUUUUAUAGGAAACACACAGAUUUCUGUUCAUCUAUGAGAUACUCUCACAGGGAGAGCAUCUUGACACCAAUCUACUCUGAGACAACUAUGAAAAACUAAAUCCAUUUUCUGGAUAAGUGGAACCUGAUUACAUUUCCCCCCCUCUUUCAAUUAUGGACUAUCAAUGUUGAAUGUGGUGAUUAAAAAGGGAACUACUUCCACCAGCUCUGUGCCCUCUAGUUGGCAUUCAAAAGCUAUAGCAACGUGCUAUCAUGGAAGAUCAGAAUAAAAACAUUUCUUCCCAGCAUUUUUCAUAAACUAGACACAGAUUCAAGAAGAUCAAUAAAACAGAAAAUGUUCAUUCUAGAUUUACAGAAAUCUUAACUUUUUCAUUCGUUAUUGCUUAUGUGUUUCCUAAUAAAAAUAUUACU